CUGCCCACCCCCUGGCUGGGAAUCCGUGUUGGCAUGGGGGCUGCCGGGGCUCACGGUCACUGGGGGCUUCAGCUGGGAGGUGAGCAGUGGCUAUUCAGAUGGACAGUCUGUCCUCAGGCUCUUCUCUGCAGUUCCUUGCCAAACUCCUUCAUGGAGCUCAAGAAGAAGAUGAGGAUGAACACGUGCCACACCAUUCUGUUAGUGCCAUGACUCCUGGUAGUAUUGGACCACUAAAGAGAGAGACCACUGGUGCUUCUUGUCAAGGGAAAUCUGAAGACAGGAAAACUAUUUGGAAUACAGAGGAGGUCCCAGAAGGAUCUGAAUUUGAUGAUAUAUGGGACCCUAGAGAAGAGCCAGAGUAUCAGAUUUUAUUCAAACAGCAUCUAGGAACAGAGGAUAUCUUCUUUGGGAUGAACAGGAAAGACCCCUCCACAGCAUGCUGUGAAGAUAUGGUGAUUAAAAUCAAGCUGCCAGAGACAAAGUACUCAGAAAUUACAUUAGAUAUCCAGGACACGGUUCUUGACCUUCGAACUCCCCAAAAAGACUGCUACAUGCCCUGAGGCACAAGCUAGGACUUUUGGCACUCGUUAUUGGUGACGUUGUUGCACAAGUACUCCUCUGCUUGGGAC
Messenger RNA from Calypte anna (Anna's hummingbird), 629 nucleotides. RefSeq names its product PIH1 domain containing 3 (gene DNAAF6). Gene Ontology annotation, molecular function: protein-folding chaperone binding; dynein intermediate chain binding. Bases 99 to 560 code for a protein of 153 amino acids. Gene Ontology annotation, cellular component: cytoplasm. NCBI's taxonomy places the organism in Eukaryota, Metazoa, Chordata, Aves, Apodiformes, Trochilidae. Gene Ontology annotation, biological process: axonemal dynein complex assembly; flagellated sperm motility. The record is from RefSeq and is a predicted model, not a curated record. The transcript is spliced from 7 exons.